AUGUCAGGCAAGCCCGCGAGUGUGGGCGCGUCGCGAGCGGGCGUGCCGGGCACUCCGCGCGUGGUGGUGUACGUGGCGGACCCGCGCCAGCUAGAGCCAGGCGCCGCGGGCUCCGACCCGCCGCCUUCAUCCGCCCCUGUUGCGCCCUCGGCGCCUGUCGGGGCUGCACCAUCGUUGGAUACCAUCUACAUCUCUGAAAAUAUUCCACACCAAGUGAAUUUGCCUAGAAACCCAGUUUAUAGAACACAAUUUGACAGAAAUGAUCCAAGAAACUUGCCUGCCAAUAUUUUCUACAAACAGAUAAAUGAAAAUGAUAGUAAAGUUAAUGUUUAUGGUAUUCCUGACAAUGUUUCUCAAAGAACAGAAUUCUACCCAAUGUCACAACAAUAUAUCAAAGACACAUGUUUAAAGAAUGAAGAUGGUAGGAGUGACCGAUCAAGUAAUUCAAGUGUAAAACGAGACUGUUCUGAGCAAGUGGGUACAGAAUUUAGUAGUGUUGAAAGUUUUCAUGCAAGAGUACCUGUAGAGACUGUGGAUUUGGCAGCAUAUCAAGCAAGAUGUUCUGGCCCUAUAGGAUCAGAUAAUUCUAUGAAUACUAUGCAUCCAGCUACAGUACGCCAUGGUCAGAAUCAGUACAGUGAGAAUGUAACAGUUCAGAGUGGUGGUGAGGGAUCAAAUUGUAGUGAAAGAGAGUUAUCUGUGUGCAAAAGUUUUGUGAACUAUCAAUUCUUAGAACAGAGUGUAUCUCAUCAAUCUAUAGUGAAUCAAAGUAUAAGUAUACUAAAUCAACAAGUAGGAGUGAGUAGAGGAAUAGUAAGUGAAGGUGAUAGUGGUAGUGCACCCCAGCUGGUGAGAACUGCAGAUGGUGUGGUUCUGGCCGUGCUGCCAGCACCUGUGCUAUCCCACCCAACAGACAAUCCAGAGCUAAGCUCGAGAACAGUGGUACAGAGUGAUUCUCAACAAACUGUCACAGUGCCACUUGGUUGGAAGAGAAUUGUUAGUGGAACUUCUGUACUCUAUGUUAGUCCAAGCGGCACGGCAUUGAGUACUCUACCUCAGUUACGGGAUUAUCUUCAGACGGCCGGGACUUGUAAGUGUGGACUUCCAUGUCCAUUGAGGCCCGAGACCGCCUUCAGUUUUGACCCAAAGGUGGCAAGCAAACCGUACCAAGCGGCUUCAGGUGCGGAAUUGACGAAGCUUUGCAACCAUAAACGGAAACUACUGUCGACGCUACAAGUGCAGACGCAGUCUCCAGCUACGCCACCACCACAAACCAUGGAGCAGAAAAAAGUCCCCGGCCCAGAAGCGCCCACGUUGAAGAAGAAGACGAAGAAACAACGGGCUGGCUUCCCUGCAAACGUUAGCGUGUCACAACUGAUGGUGCAGAGAGAACGACCACUCAAUGAGUUCAAGGGUCAAGAAACAGAAACCAGUCGUGAAAAUUCAAUGGCGAUGGGAACACAAAGAACAAAUUCUCACAUUGCAUGCCUUCUUACCAACAAGUCCCACAGAACGUACCAAAUACUCCUCAAGAUAAUGAAGUCAAACCGGAGACGCACGUACAAAAGAGUUCUCACUAUCUCACUGUUAACAGUGGAUGGAUAUCACAACAUUCACAACAAAUAGAAGACUUCGAGGCUCAAAUUGCACAGAGACACAACAUUAACUCGCCUAUAAACUCCCCUCUACCGGGAUUGCCAGUGAGAGGAGCUAACGGGCAAAUCAUUGGCGUCAACACCGGCCAUAAACAAUCAAUGCAUUUAAAAAAUAAUCCGAGUGCUACUCAAAAUGUGCCUGAACCAGAAGCGAAAGAAGAAAAGAAAGAGAACGUGUCUGCCGUACAACAAAAUAUUCAAGGGAAGUUUGCAUAUAAAGAGGAAGAAUCGCAAGUAUUCUGUGGUCUAAACCAAGCUCUAACACCUGAAGUCAUGCAGAAAAUUAAUGAACAACAACAAAUAUUCAUACAGCAAAAUCAAAAACAAAUUGAAAUGGCUAUGAAGGGCUACAGGACUCAAUUAGCAGAAAACAUAAACCAAAAUAAGUCUCAAAAUCAGUAUGUACCUCAGGGGCAGCUAGUUAUUCAAAAUGGUACCGUGAUGAAAACGAAUCCUGCUAAAACACCUCCUUGGCAAGUCAAGCGUAAUGAAUCUAGCGCAUCGAGUUGUAUGACUAGUCCUAGCCCGAAACUUUCUAAAUCUGAGAAUGAUUAUGAAGAAUCUAAUACUAGCAUAUCGGAAGACUCCUCCUCUUCGUCUUAUAGUUCUUUUUCGAGUAAUGAACAAAUUAACCAAGGCAUGUGCUCUCGCGUGCCGCCUCUACCGCAACACUACAAUAUGAUGGGUCAGCAGUGGCCUGUCGCGGAGAGUAAUAAAAAGAAGGCUAAGGGCAAUAGCAAUAAGAGCAGUAAAAAGAAAAGUAACCCCGAGAACAAAGUUCUAACAUAUGGAAGUAAUGGGAUGAGAAUGGUUCAAGACUCGAAAGGGAUGAAUGAUGAAAUGCAAAUGAAUAGUGUUCCAUCGUUCAUGGAUGAUCCCAGCGGGUAUCUGGCACAACAAACUGUUUUGUUAAACAACACGAUAUCUAAACAAGUAGGAAUAAAUUCUUCCUAUGAAAGCCACCAAUACGAAAGUGCCAAUGCCACAAAUUGCUGUGUCGCACAAAAUCAAAUGGACAAAAUGAACAACAUGUCAAAACUCGGCGAAAACUCGUGCACAUACAGAAAUAAUGUGCCAAACCCAUCACAUUCGCCUACUACCACACCCGACAGUAGCGUUCUAUCUGAAAAGUCUGUGGACAAUAUGUCUCAAUGUUGUAAAGGCUGCAAUGUAUCAAUGAAAAACAAUAGUCCAGAUUUUUCUGAUAAUCAGAUGCGCCUAAAAUACAUGAAACAUCAAAUGUAUAAAAUGGAGUUGGAAGCUAAUCCUUCGACAUCUAGUCCGAAACAUUCAUUUGAUGAUAAUCCAGUAACCUCUUCGACGUUUAUUGAAAGGAAUCCAAUGUUGAGUGACAACUGUGGGCCCAUCCAGGCCGCCACAGUGAGCACGAGCAACGUGUCGCUGACGGAGACCCUGCAGCCGCCCGAGCCGUCGCCCACGCUGUCCAGUAGCUCGCGGAGCACCGACACUCCGCACAGCAAUGGGAGCAAUGGCUCGCAAAUGCAAUCUAAUUGUAUAUACCCGAUACCUAGUCCAGCAUAUUCCAACUCUGGUUCUUGUAGAGAUAAUUUAAGUAAUCCUUCAACUCCAGGGAGUAAUCCAGUAUACCCAUAUAAUUCACCCGGACCUCCUAACAGCAAUACUCAGUCUAUGACUGGCCCUCAAGUAAUGCAUUUCAUAUCAAAUCAUAAUGUCAAUAAAAAUCUCAUGGAAGUUGAUAACAUAUCAAUGGUUGGUGUAAAACCUGGUUUGAAACCAACUCAAGAAUUGUUUAGACUGGAACCAAGAAGAAGGAUAGAGAACACGAUGCCUGGAUAUUGUCCACCACCUCACCUGGGCGGCGGGCCCGCUCACACCUUAAUACAAGCUUGUUACGUUCAGACUUUUGUGACAACUAUGGCGAGUGGAUUUUCCGUUACGCGGGACACCGUCACCUCGGUUUUGGCCGGAAAAGCUAACACUGCUACCACGUCUAUAAAUGCGUCUCAAGCUAACUUCAUAAGACCACCGCCUCCACCGAGCGUUAAUCUUGCUACUACUUAUGCCAUUCCAAACAAUCAACCAGAUCCAUUUAUUAAUUCCGUUAAUUUACCAACGAGUUAUCCAUUGCAUAUAGCGGGUACCACAGCACAGAACAUGAUCUCUAAAUCACCAUUAGAAAUGGUACAAAAUGUGAUUGGUAGUUUACCUUCAAAACUUGAAACAAGUGGCACCCAUUCAAUGUCUCUCUCGCAAUUGAAUCGCAGAUCAUGCUCAACAACGCCUGGGCAAAUAUUAAUAUCGUCAACUGGCCAGAUAAUGGUGUCCAAUAAUCAAAUGCCACCUCCGCCACCUAAAACUUCAACAACAUUGGCAUCAAUACCGGGGACUGUGACCAAUGUGACGACGUCUGUCACACAAGUCGUGCCGGCAGUCGGGGGAAUGCAACCGAUGGUGAAUCAACCAACGGUCGUAGUGAACACGUUGCCGGCGCCAUUUGUCAUCCAGCCGCCCAUGAUGGCUGUGGAUGGACAAGUGAUGCAACAGAAUAAUGUGCUACCGCAAAUUGUUACAGGAGGUAUUGUAUCUGGUCAGUCACCAAAUGACAAUUCACGGCAAAUUGAUAUGAAGAGUCAACACAGCUUCGUCCAGGGUGUGGCAAUGUUAUCCCCAGAGAGCUUAAAAAAGCGGAGCAAGAAGAAGAAAAACCAAGCAAAUAUUACUAAUGUUUUACAAAUAACUGCCCCUCAACCAAAUCCCAGCAAUAUAAUGGUUCAUCAUACUUCACCACAGCAUAAUACUAGUCCUCAAUUCUCGCCACGCGGCUUUCAACUAUCUCCGAACAAUAACAUAUCACCAACACCCAUGCUGCAAGCAUUGACUAUAGUUCCAGGUAAAUCUGGAACACCAGCUCAUAUAGUUAUGAAUGGACAAGGGAACACCAGUAACUUUGGGUCUCAACAAAUAAUUACGAACACUUCUCCCUCGCAACAAAUCAACUUAUUGCAACCAGUCAAUCUUAUAAACAACGCGAGUGGCGUAGUGCCCAAUUUCCCAGCGUUUCAACAGUUCAUUGUACCUAACAUCGGUGGAAUGAUGAUGACAGCAGAUGGCACGGCUAUAAUUCCCGAUAACUCUACGGGAAUGCCAGUGCAAUUGCAAUUACAAACUGUUAACGGUCAGAAUGUUCUCACUCCAGUGCAAAAUCCUGGUGUAUUUGCAGCUAGCACAAACGGGGGCGUUGUAUUAAGAGCUCAGAAUCAACAAGGUAAAAUAAUACAAUCGCAGCAUAGUCCAGGAGCUCAAUUUAUUUCUCCCAAUAGUCAAGUUAUGAUGAACAGUCCAAACUUUAAUGGUCAACUAAGUCCUCUGCUUGCUAAUUUGAGUCCGACCAAUGUAGCGUUUAAUAAUCCGCAAGUUCGAUCCAGUAAUAUGCAGACGCAAGAAUACAUACAGACUAAUCAAAUGGGACAAGCUUUAAUGGUCCAUUGUCCCCGAAGCAAGUAUCGCUGUCGUCUGCGACAACUAACCGAGGAAAUUCAACUUUCGUCCAUCAAAACACAACGAUAGUGCAGCAGCAAACAACCCUAGUGUCGAAUUCGCACAAUACUCAGAUGUCAUCGAUAACCACAAACCUGCAAGGCGGGAAUGCGUCUAGACUGAGUAUAGAUCCGAACAUGUUACUGUCGAACAAACCGAUGGCGAGUCAGAAGGGCCGCGCGCUGGGGUCGUCCCCGGGCGCGGACGAGGCGGGCGCGGAGUACGCGGCGCACGUGCGGCACUCGGUGUCGACGCAGACCUUGCUGGCCCAGCGCGGCAAGUCGCCCAGCGCGCGCCCCGCCGCCUCGCCGCCCGACACCACCACGCACAGUCCUUUGGGAGCCUUGGAGGCAGCCGGCAGCCCCCGGCUGUACGCAGCGCGGUGCCUGUCGACGCAGGCUAACUACGCCGACACUACAACCAAGUCACCCGAACCGGCGGAUGCUAGCUCUUCGGCUAUGGUGCAAUGCGUGUCUAGCAGUGAACAAGAUAUGGCGGAGUCACGAGAGCACACCUGGCCCGUGACACGGAACGACUUCAACUCUGACACAGACACGCAAAGCAUGAUUUCAAACACACCAAUGAUGCGACAGAGUCGUUCGCACAAUCCUGUCGAGUCGACUGACAUGCACUACAAUCAAAGCAUGAAUGCAUCGCUCAUGAACAACCAACAAGUCAUGCCGAUGACUUCCAAUUAUUACGAAAGAACUCAAACGUACAAGAGAAAGAAUGAGUUCGGUGACGCGUCCACGUAUAGGCCGGAAAAGAUCAUGAGGACACCUAAUUAUAACAUGGUACACGGACUACAAAAGGAUACAGACUAUGAGUCUAUGGGUAUGAGUUCUCCAGAUAAAACACAGCCAAGACAUUUUCCACUUACUGGCACGAGCUCAGAUUCGUCUUCUCUGCCCAAAGUAUAUGAUAGACAUAAUAUGGGUUCUGGCGAUGAUGGCAGCCGGGCCGACGAGGGGACGGCGCGCGCGCGCUCGUUCGCGGUCGGGGACGUGGUCUGGGGCCCCGCGCGCGGCCAGCUGUGGCCCGGCAAGCUGCGCGCGCGCCUGCCGGCCGGCCGCUGGGCCGUGCGCUGGUUCGGCGCCGGCGGCACCGCCGCGCUGCGCCCCGAGCGCCUGCUGUCGCUGUCGGAGGGCCUGGACCGCCACCACGCCGCGCGCACCAACCUCAGGAAGAGUAGAAAACUGAACACCUUACUCGAGAACGCAAUUCAGGAAGCCAUGGCGGAGCUCGACAAAAAAAGCGAGAGCUCGGGUGAACGGGACGACGGCACCGAGCCGAGCGCUGACUCCGAGGAAGUGACGGACACGCCGCGUCGCAAGAAGCCGGAUCGAGCCAAGCGAGACAAGAAUCACAAGAAGCACCCGGCCAAGCUAGCGCCCAGCCCCGGCACUGCGGGCGACGGCGCGGGCGCCAGACUGCGCAGCUCACGAUGA
This is a messenger RNA of Spodoptera littoralis (African cotton leafworm), 6622 nucleotides long. The record is from the annotation of a GenBank genome assembly. NCBI's taxonomy places the organism in Eukaryota, Metazoa, Arthropoda, Insecta, Lepidoptera, Noctuidae.